AUCCGACUGGCUGAUAGCACACCUAUUGAGAAAUCCUCAUUUGGCUCUCUCCUCUAUGCUUUGAAAAUAAUCUCUAAUCAAUGAAACUUUAAUUUUGAGUCCAACUAUGAAGACAAACUGCAUCAGAUAAAUGAUAAUCACCUUUUUAUGUUCAUGACUACAUUCAUGACAACAAUGAUCCCAGCUGACCAGCUGCUUGUGUUGGGUCAUAAGGGAUUAUAAAUUUAUUUUGCAAAAACUGAAUCAAACUUAAGUGUACUCGACAUAAUACAUUUUCAAAUACUGAAAUGAGAAUCUACCUUCCUCAGUCCCUGCAGCCAGCUCCCCACCUCUGCACGAUAACCUCAGUUCAUGCACGGAUAUCUAUAUAACAGCACGUCUUCCUGUUCCUCUCACUACUGACAGACUACUACAGCCAGACCAACGAGGUGUCGAACACCAAGGAGGAGGAGGUGCGGUAUGAACUCAACCAGUCGUCUGGACAGCUUGAGUGACGCUUUCUCAAAAAACUUCAUCACCUUUGCUCUCGGCCUAAUCAUCAACUGCAUCAAUGGAGCUUUUGUCUACACCUACUUUAAGAGCCAGGUCUUCCAGAGAGACCCCAGGUAUGUGCUCUACAUCCAUUUGGUGAUCAACGAUAUGAUUAUGCUGACAGUUUCUGUGGCGCUGCAAAUCAUGACCUACACCAUUCCCCUGAGCUUUGCUCCCUGCUGCAUCAUGCUGCUCGUCUUAGUCACUACCAACAAGAACAGCCCUCUGAACCUGGCUGGCAUGGCAGUCGAGCGUUAUAUUGCUGUGUGUCGACCUCUUCAUCACGUCCAGCUCUGCACUGUGCAGCGAGCCUACGCUCUCAUUGCACUGAUCUGGGGCGUCUCCUUCAUCCCCGCCCUCUCGGACGUCAUCAUCACCCUCGCCACUCAGCCCCUCUCUGUCUUCUCAAGGAGCAUCCUCUGUUACACUUCCACCGUGUACAACACCCCGUACCACAAGGCACAAAGUACAGUUGUCCAGGUCCUUCUGUUUACCUUCGUCUUCCUGACUUUGGUCAUCACCUACCUGAAGGUCCUCUGCGCUGCCCGGGCAGUUUCUGGUUCUAAUCAGGCCUCGGCCAGAAACGCCCGCAACACUAUCCUGCUGCACGGGGUCCAGCUUCUCAUCUGCAUGCUGUCAUUCAUCUCUCCCUUCAUCAACCUCAUUUUAGUCACCACUUGGCCCCGUGAACGCACCAAGAUCCUCUUCACCAGCUUCCUGUUUACCAAUGUGCUUCCACGUCUGCUCAGCCCGCUCAUCUACGGCGUCAGAGACAAGAAGUUCAGCAGCCACUUCAAGCUGCACUUCUGCUGUAAAUGCUGCAAUGCUGUGGAAAAGAGGGCGAGCAUGGCGGUAGGAAGCCACAGAAGGUCCAAACAGGUGUAACACUGAAUGGCUUAAAAAUACUAUAUUUAGCAUGAUUUUUAAAAGGCCUAAAACCUGCAAAACAGACUACUUGCCCUGAUGCCUUGAGGCCCAGUUAUUACUUUUAAGAAACUUUUAAGGACAAAAGCUACAUUUGGGUCUCAAAGAAUGUAUAAAAGUUACAAUCCAUAAUAGUAAUUGUACAUUUUUAUGAACUGCUGGCUUACAUUGUACUGUAGUACUGUAGUACAAUGUAAGCCAGCUUUGGCAAAAUGCUCCAAAAUACUGUGUGACUGUUUACAGUCAGUGUCCCAAAGGGCAGCUCCCAGGAUGCAUGAAUAAAGAAAAGAAAUCUAAAAAAUUCA
This is a messenger RNA of Siniperca chuatsi (mandarin fish), 1760 nucleotides long. Its product is annotated as odorant receptor 131-2-like. Gene Ontology annotation, biological process: G protein-coupled receptor signaling pathway. Gene Ontology annotation, cellular component: membrane. The record is from RefSeq and is a predicted model, not a curated record. Lineage: Eukaryota; Metazoa; Chordata; Actinopteri; Centrarchiformes; Sinipercidae. Gene Ontology annotation, molecular function: G protein-coupled receptor activity. The coding region runs from base 460 to 1416 and encodes 318 amino acids. The transcript is spliced from 5 exons.